Elephantulus edwardii (Cape elephant shrew) is the source of this 1335-nucleotide messenger RNA. RefSeq names its product dnaJ homolog subfamily C member 28-like. The coding region runs from base 1 to 1335 and encodes 444 amino acids. The record is from RefSeq and is a predicted model, not a curated record. NCBI's taxonomy places the organism in Eukaryota, Metazoa, Chordata, Mammalia, Macroscelidea, Macroscelididae. The transcript has 3 exons.
AUGAGUCAGCGUCUACAGGAUGGCACUGUGUUUGGAUUUUGUGGGUUAACGAAAAAUAAGGAUUCUAGCCAGGGUUGGUCCCUGUUCUGUGACCAGGAGCAAAGUCACCCAUGCAAGUAUCUUCAUCUGCAAACCCGGAAGAAGCUCAGAUCAUUGCUAGGAAGAACCUUGGAUACAACGAACUCAAUGUAUUUGAUGAUGGCUCGAGUCUUAAGAAUAAGGAUUCCUAAUCGAAUGAAAAUGCUUGCCUAUCUUGGUGUCAGUAGGCAUAGAAUGAUGUCAACCCAUAAAACCAAUAAGAAAAUCAGAGAGUAUUAUAGUCUCUUGAAUCUUAGUGAAGAAUGCUCUGCUGAUGAUGUCAGAGAAUCUUUUCGUAAACUUGCCAAGCAAUACCAUCCAGACAGUGGCUCAACUACAGCUGAUGCUGCCACUUUUAUAAGGAUUGAAGAGGCUUAUAGGAAUGUGCUUUCCCAUGUGAUAGAACGAACAAAUGCCAGACAGAAUAAAACUGAGGACUCAGAAGAAGACGACAAAUUCAAAUAUAAAACACCCCAACACCGGCAUUAUCUAAGUUUUGAAGGUGUUGGUUUGGGUACUCCAAGCCAACGAGAGAGGCAAUAUAGGCAAUUUAGGGCAGACCGUGCCACUGAACAAGUGAUGGAAUAUCAAAGACAUAAACUUUAUAGCCAAUAUUUUGCUGAUAGUUUAAUUGUCAAAGAUGUCAGAGAGAGUAAAAAACAAAAGAUCACACAAGUGAUGGAGCGUUUAGUGGAGGAUCUCAUUCAAGAAUCAAUGGCAAAAGGAGACUUUGACAAUCUCAGUGGGAAAGGCAAACCUCUAAAAAAAUUUUCUGGCUGUUCGUAUAUUGAUCCCAUGACACACAACCUGAACAGAAUACUGAUAGAUAAUGGCUAUCAACCGGAAUGGAUCCUCAUGCAAAAGGAAAUAAGAGAUACUAUUGAGCAACUCAGAGAAGCAAUCCUAGUGUCGAGGAAAAAACUUGGGAAUCCAAUGACAGCAACUGAGCAGAAACAGUGGAACCAAGUCUGUGAGCAAUUUCAAGAAGACAUCAGGAAACUAAACAAACGUAUCGAUGAUUUUAAUUUAAUUGUCCCCCUCCUGACCAGACAGAAAGUCCAUUUUAAUGCACAGAAGGAAAUUAUCAAGGCCCAGAAAAUAUAUGAGACUGUUACAGAAACAAAAGAAUUUGCAGCAUUUAUGCUUCUGAGGUUAUUAAAGCUUAAACUGUUGUCUUUUGGGGAUACUCUCUAUGUGGGGAGGAAUUUUAGGAUAUUUGUCUUUGGGAGUUUUAUGGUUCUCAUCUUUCCUGAAUGA